UGCUGAUAUUACAUUACAUAUUUGCGUAGCUCAUUGUAACAGGAGCAUUAUCAAUAAUUAGAUACAAUCUGAAGGGUUUGCUUGGAAAAAUGUUGCAAAAAUCGACAACUCAAUUUUUGGUGCCAGCUGUGCGUAGUCUUGUGCAUCGCCGUUGCCAAUCGGUGGUUUCUUCACCACCAACCCAAAAGAUUUCUACAGCAGAAAAAAUAAUUCUCGGUGGUGGUAUGUGUGCUGCUUCCUUAGUUAUUCCCGCUUGGGUAUUAUACCAUAUCCGGGAAUAUCGUGGUUUAAAAUAAAUCGUCCUCAAUCUUGCGGCGGACAAAUUCAGGUUAUGUUUAAACAAGUGAUGGAAUUCAAUACGCAAGAAUGUUGAAGUGUGUUUUCUCUCAAAUAAAUCGAUUAAAGUAAAAUUA
Molecule: messenger RNA, 413 nt
Organism: Glossina fuscipes
Lineage: Eukaryota; Metazoa; Arthropoda; Insecta; Diptera; Glossinidae
Gene: COX8
Exons: 2
Coding region: 90-296 (68 amino acids)
Biological process (GO): mitochondrial electron transport, cytochrome c to oxygen
Cellular component (GO): mitochondrion
Source: RefSeq, a predicted model, not a curated record